AUUUCCCCGUGUCAAACUCAGCCAGUGGUCAAGCCUUUUGUUGCAUCCUCCUCUUUCUCUCGCUAAAAGAACUUUAAACCCCGCACUGCACAAGUGAAGUCAACACAUCCUCUUACUACCUGUCGUUCGACGCUGCUUCACUCGCCUGUCUCUUUGGAACAAAAAGGAUAUAACCGCUCUUUAAAAUCUCUGCUAAAGCGUCGUGGAUCAUGUCGUCUGUGAUGCAGAAGUUGAUCACCCCCAUGGCCAGCGGCCCCGCUGAGCCCCCUAGGAACAAGGUGACCGUGGUGGGGGUGGGCAUGGUGGGUAUGGCCUGUGCCGUCAGUGUCCUCCUCAGGGACUUGGCUGAUGAGCUGGCUCUGGUUGAUGUGAUGGAGGAUAAGCUGAAGGGAGAGAUGAUGGACCUGCAGCACGGCAGCCUCUUCCUCAAGACAUCUAAGAUAGUAGCUGACAAAGACUAUGCCGUGACGGCUAACUCCCGCAUCGUGGUUGUGACCGCUGGCGUGCGUCAGCAGGAGGGAGAGAGCAGGCUCAACCUAGUCCAGAGGAACGUCAACAUCUUCAAACACAUCAUCCCCCAGAUCGUCAAACACUCCCCCAAAUGCACCCUUAUCGUGGUGUCCAACCCAGUGGACGUGCUGACCUAUGUGACAUGGAAGUUGAGCGGCCUGCCCAAACACCGUGUCAUCGGCAGCGGCACCAACUUGGACUCCGCCCGCUUCCGUUUCCUGAUGGCUGAGCGCCUGGGGAUCCAUGCCACCAGCUUCAAUGGAUGGGUGCUGGGAGAACACGGCGAUACCAGCGUCCCUGUGUGGAGCGGUGUCAAUGUGGCUGGAGUCAACCUGCAGAAGCUGAACCCAGAGUUUGGCCUUGACGGAGACAAAGAGGACUGGAAGGCCACCCACAAGGAAGUGGUCGACAGUGCCUAUGAGGUGAUCAAGCUGAAGGGGUAUACCAACUGGGCCAUCGGCCUGAGUGUGGCUGACCUCACUGAGAGCAUCAUCAAGAACAUGAGCAGGAUCCACCCUGUCUCCACCAUGGUCAAGGACAUGUAUGGUAUUGGUGAGGAGGUGUUCCUGUCCCUGCCAUGCGUGCUGAACAGCAACGGAGUGGGCAGCGUGAUCAACAUGACCCUGACUGACGCGGAGGUGGGCCAGCUGAAGAAAAGUGCAGACACACUCUGGGGCAUCCAGAAGGACCUCAAUGACAUCUAGACACAACACACACCAAACCAACAACCCAUAGGUGGACGGACUUCACACCUCUACCCUCCCUCCGUCUCCGAUGCAGUGACUCCCAGACCUAGUUCCAGCCCUCCUCCGAUCUACUGUAUCCAUCUCCCUUUCAUCUUAAUCUACUGGUAUAAACUAUUCCUUUCACCUCCACCUUUCCCUUUGUAGGAUGUUGCUGUGGUGUUUCCAUGCUAGGUACUGUGUGAACCAGUAUGACUGUACGUACCCUCAUUGGGUUCAUGUGUUGAAGCUAUUGUACUAUGAUCAAAAAGAAGUGUUGGCUUUAUCCUCUUUCAUUUGCACUGUUCUGUUCACUCCCUUUAGGGAUUGCAGAAACAAAGACCCUAUAACUCGGUCACAUCCUGUCAGGGAGCAGAGGUGUUGGUUAUUGUGCUAGGUGAGGCGAGAUUUUCAGUAUGUUUUUUUCUGGCAGUCAAUGUCAAAGGGAGAAAGAGGUCAGGGGUGGAAUCAAUCGAAACAUCCUACUUGAGUAUCAUACUGUAACUAUCAUGUUGAUUGUGUAAUGAAUGACAAGAAACAAUGAGUGACUUUAAUAAAUAUUUGAACCUUUA
Messenger RNA from Coregonus clupeaformis (lake whitefish), 1804 nucleotides. Its product is annotated as L-lactate dehydrogenase B chain. Gene Ontology annotation, molecular function: L-lactate dehydrogenase (NAD+) activity. The coding region runs from base 210 to 1214 and encodes 334 amino acids. Gene Ontology annotation, cellular component: cytoplasm. Lineage: Eukaryota; Metazoa; Chordata; Actinopteri; Salmoniformes; Salmonidae. Gene Ontology annotation, biological process: carboxylic acid metabolic process. The transcript is spliced from 8 exons. The record is from RefSeq and is a predicted model, not a curated record.